AUGCAUUCGAACCUCAUCACCGCUCUUGCGCUUCUCGCACCCAAUGUCGAUGCGUUGCUCCGGUUCUCAUGCUCCCAGCUAGUCACCGAGCGUCUCGACCCGUUGGUCAAUCCUGGAGUCACCGGCUCUCCACACCUUCACCAAGUCGUGGGAGGAAAUGCCUUUAACGCUUCAAUGCUAAGUGACAUUCCUUCCUCUGCCACGUGUACGACUUGUACCUUUGCCGACGACUUCUCCAACUACUGGACCGCCGUUUUGUAUUUUCGUGCUCGCAAUGGGACUUUCAAGCGUGUUCCCCAGGUCCCCAACAUCGGCUUCGAAUCGGCCACUGGUGGCAUGACCGUUUAUUAUACCCCAUCCUACAAUGGUGGGAAAGUCACUGCUUUCAAGCCGGGUUUCCGGAUGCUCGUGGGAAAUCCCACAUACCGCACUGCGGAGCAGGCGAACCAAUUCCCUCAGCUCACCUAUACAUGCUUGCAAGAUAGGGGUACGAGAACUGGCGAGACGAAGGACCUGCCCGCGAAGCCUUGCCCUGCGGGUAUCAUGUCCAAUAUCCGCUUCCCCACUUGCUGGGACGGAGUAAACCUCGACAGCGCCGAUCACAUGAGCCAUGUUGCAUAUCCAAGCAGUGGGACAUUUGAAAGUGGUGGGCCAUGCCCUUCGACACAUCCUGUUCCCAUCCCACAAGUCUUCUACGAAGUCAUCUGGGACACUUCCAAAUUCAACGACAACAGCCUUUGGCCUGAAGGUGGCUCACAACCUUUUGUCUGGAGCUACGGCGAUCCGCUUGGUUACGGUACCCACGGUGAUUAUGUGUUUGGAUGGAAGGGCAAUGCUCUCCAAACCGCAAUGGACUCUAACUGCAACAUCAAUUGCCCACAGCUCAAGACGCAAUCCAUCGCAACGGGCAACCAGUGUGUCAAGAAGACGAGCGUCACUGAGGACAUCGAUGGGUUCGAACCCAUGUUGGAGGACAUCCAGUCUCAAGGUCAGCGAAGACGGCAACUGAGGUUGAUGUCCUCCGUGUUAUCAACAGUUUCACCGUCGAGCUAG
This is a messenger RNA of Pseudomassariella vexata, 1053 nucleotides long. RefSeq lists its product as uncharacterized. The coding region runs from base 1 to 1053 and encodes 350 amino acids. The transcript is spliced from 4 exons. Lineage: Eukaryota; Fungi; Ascomycota; Sordariomycetes; Amphisphaeriales; Pseudomassariaceae. The record is from RefSeq and is a predicted model, not a curated record.